Molecule: messenger RNA, 240 nt
Organism: Pichia membranifaciens NRRL Y-2026
Lineage: Eukaryota; Fungi; Ascomycota; Pichiomycetes; Pichiales; Pichiaceae
Exons: 1
Source: RefSeq, a predicted model, not a curated record
CUUCCGAGCUGGAUCCUGACGCCGAAGGAGGAGAAGCAGGUGUUAGAGGAGUACCAGAAGGAGGUGUGGAGACAGUGCGACGGGUAUGUGCAGGAGUUCCGCAAGUGUGAGGCGAUGGCUGGCUUUGGCGUGUUGUUCAAGUGCCGGGAGCAGACGAAGGCGAUGAAGGCGUGUAUAGACAACCGCCACCAGCACGAGUUUGUCGACGAGGUGCGUGAUGCGUUCAUCCAGAAGAAGCUA